This is a messenger RNA of Acanthosepion pharaonis, 894 nucleotides long. NCBI's taxonomy places the organism in Eukaryota, Metazoa, Mollusca, Cephalopoda, Sepiida, Sepiidae. The record is from the annotation of a GenBank genome assembly.
AUGUGUUUCAUUGAUUGCAAUUUGGCCUUCGUGUUUGCUGUUGCUCUAUGCUUGUUCGAGAGAAAGCGAGGUCUGCGUCGUAUUUGUGCUCAAACACCAUAUGUGAAUUCGAACGCGCAUGCGUGUGGUGCUGUUGUAUCGUUUACUGUUGCUGCUGCUGCUGAUGUCUUUCAGGGAAAUGAUUUGCUAUCUAUCUAUCUAUCUAUCUAUCUAUCUAUCUAUCUAUCUAUCUUCGAUUCAAAUUUAUUGCUAGAUGUUCUAUCUAUCUAUCUAUGUUUUCAUUAUCUAUUCAUGUCUCUCUCUCUCUCUCUAUCUAUCUCAUCUAUCUAUCUUCUAAAUUUAUAUCUAUCUAGAUGUUCUAUCUAUCUAUCUAUGUUUUCAUUAUCUAUCCAUGUCUCUCUCUCUCUCUCUCUUUUAUCUAUCAUUAUUCAUCAUCUAUCUAUCUAUCUCAGCCUAUUUAUAUCUAUCUCAUUCUGUUCAUUCUAUUUAUCUAUCUAUCUAUCUAUCUAUCUAUCUCUCUCUCUCUCUCUCAUCUAUCCAUGUCUCUCUCUCUCUCUAUCUUGUUUUCUAUCCAUGUCUCUCUCUCUCUCUAUCUAUCUAUCUCUCAGCCCUAUUUAUAUCUCAUCUCAUUCUGUUCGCCAUUAUCUAUCUAUCUAUCUAUCUAUCUAUUCUAUCUAUUGUCUCUCUCUCUCUCUAUCUCUCUCUAUCUCUAUCUCUCUUCUAUCUAUGUUUUUCAUUAUCUAUAUCUAUCCAUCUAUCUAUCUAUCUAUCUAUCUCCAGUCCAUUCAUUCUUUAUCGGUCUCAUUCUGUUCAUAUCUAUCUAUUCCAUCUAUUAUCUAUCUUUCAUUAUCACUGUCCAUUGUUCCCUUCCUCACCACUUUCCCAAAUCUUUGA